AGUAUGAAGUUAUGAGUGAUCAAAGUCAGGUUUCUCAGAUUGACACGUUUGACUGUUUCUCCACAGCAGCCUCACGUUACCGUCAGCAGCCAGGAAACAGAUUUCAGUCUCUGGGCUCAAAAUGAGUGAAGCAGACAAAUUAGACCACAGAGCUUUGAAAGGUCACGACCCCGCCUCCUCCAGUCGCUGUGAGGUCUUCGUAUCUGCAGAUGAUCCGUUUUCUGUGUGUUUGCUUUAAAACGACUCCGUGAUCAUUACCUGACAGGAGAACGUGAUGCACCUGUCUGAAGCUGCCUCUGCUCGCGUGCUCGUUCCUCUCGCUUUGCUCUGAAUAUUCAUGAAUAAGAGUUCAAAAUAAACACGACUCACAUUCUUUCUUCCUGCUGGUCGUUUUUAAACCGUUUCUGAUUUCUGGGGCUGACUUUCAGUGUUUGCAGCUCGUCUGGAAGCCUCGGCGCUCAGCGGCGAGCCAUGACAUCGUGUCUGCUGGAGCAGCAGCUUCAGUCAGACUGUGCUGACCUGUGUGUCAGCAGUUACCAUGGAGACAGUAGUGGGCCACGUCGGGAGGAAGGUGAUGCUGCCGUGUCGCACAGGGGAGGUCAAACAGGGCGGAGUGGAGGUGUGCUGGGGGCGGGGCAAACCUUCACUGUUCACCUGCCACAACGCUGUGAUCAACAGUGCUGCAGCCCGCAUCACUUACAGGAAGUCAUACAGGUACUCUGUGUCUGCCUCCUCCUCCUCUCUGUCCAUCUUCCACUCCCGGCCGUCAGACUCGGGUUUCUACCACUGCAGAGUUCAGGUGCCCGGACUCUUCAACGACCAGACCUUCACCGUCCACCUCAUCAUCCUCAGCAGCCCUCGCUCUGUGGCCGUAACAGAAAACACUGAGCUCUCAGACGGGGACCUGAACGCACCGCACACCACCGCAGGUCACAUCGCCUGGGAGGCAGGAAGUGACAUCACAGGAGACGACACCACGCAGCCAGUGGUGGCUCUGGUUCAGUCAUCUGAGCAGCAGGUAAACAUUCUGCAGACGUUUGUUGGAAACACAGUGAGAGCUUCCUCCCUCAUCUUCAUCCCAGCUCUGCUGCUGACCGCAGCUUACAGAGUCUGGAGGUCCAAACAGGAAGCAAAGAGGAGGCCAGACCAAUCAGAGGAGGAGGAGGAGAGCAGCGCCGUGUGAGACCGACCUGAUUAUGAAAGUGUUUGAAUUCCCAUCUGGAACGUCUCGGAAAGCCUCAGUCGAACAUUCUCUGCACAAGAAGCAAAAUAAAUCUGCUGCACUCACCUCAGGAGUGAUGUCACUCCUGGGUUCUGACAUCAGAGGCGUCACACGCCACAACACGACAUUAAUCCAGGUGGACGCCCUCGUCCCUGAGGACACGUGUCCUCUGUGAGCUGUGACAGGGCCGACGUUUGUUAAUAAACUCCAUCGUCAGACUGCGUUUAAUGUGUUUAAUAAAGUUUUCAUGUAAACAGUGAAGCACUCACUCAGUGUAACUCAGGUAACUGACUCCACCUGUCUGGCAUCAUCAACCACGUACCUUCAGUCAGCUUUUAGCCUCAUGCUCGGUCUGCGCUCCAGCAGGUCAUCUCCACACGUCUGCAUUCCUAAAUGCUGUGAGCUGGCCUGUGAUUGGCUGAUUAAAUAUUUGGACUAAUGGUGUACCCAAUAAAGUGGCUGCUCUGCCUGUUUCCUUGUUCUUGUGCUUCACACAGUUCGCAGAACUUUGUAAGGAAGCUGCUGAUAACAGUAAAAACGUUGGCUCAGGUCUCACCACGCUGAGCUGCCACUUUAU
Pelmatolapia mariae (spotted tilapia) is the source of this 1799-nucleotide messenger RNA. RefSeq names its product T-cell immunoglobulin and mucin domain-containing protein 4-like. Lineage: Eukaryota; Metazoa; Chordata; Actinopteri; Cichliformes; Cichlidae. The record is from RefSeq and is a predicted model, not a curated record. Gene Ontology annotation, biological process: cytoskeletal rearrangement involved in phagocytosis, engulfment; apoptotic cell clearance. Gene Ontology annotation, molecular function: phosphatidylserine binding. The coding region runs from base 539 to 1183 and encodes 214 amino acids. The transcript is spliced from 7 exons.